Molecule: messenger RNA, 2839 nt
Organism: Pundamilia nyererei
Lineage: Eukaryota; Metazoa; Chordata; Actinopteri; Cichliformes; Cichlidae
Gene: cert1
Product: ceramide transporter 1
Exons: 17
Coding region: 603-2339 (578 amino acids)
Biological process (GO): ER to Golgi ceramide transport
Molecular function (GO): lipid binding
Source: RefSeq, a predicted model, not a curated record
CCGGCGGUCGUACACAGUAAAGCGUGGCUGCGGCUCCUCCCCCCUCGACCCGAAAGUCCUCCGCGGCUGCUAACUGAACUGCGGAACCACAGCAGAGACUCAGUCCGCUGCUCGUCGAUUUUCAGAUGGAAGUUGAUGUGUAGUGGUUUCCCCGAAGGCCUCCAUGUCGAGCAGGAGCUUAUGGACUGCAGCUAAGAUAGCUAACGAGCGCAACCACAAGUUGUUAGUUAAUGUAAUACUAGCUAGUUGCGUCAUUUGAUAGCCACCGCUAACUUAGUUAGCUAGUCUCAGUGGUAUACGACGUCAGUUUCAAAACAAAGCACGCAAAACGGAGAAAAUCAGAUCCAGCUGUCACCUCCAGAGUAGGUGGUGGCCAGACAAGCUAACUCGGUUGAAGUCUGUCAGUGACCUAAGGUAUAUUACGCCACCUAGACGCUGUUUUGUACUCUCCAUUAAUGGCCAAUUAACGUUAUUUUGCAGACCUUAAGUUGAAGAAGGUUUCUGCAACCGUAUUUUAACUCAACGAAUCCAGCAACUAGCGUCGAGCUACGUGGUUGCACUGAUACGAUCAGAUUCAACUUUUCUUGUAAACUUGGAGUUAAAUGUCCGAGAAGAGUUCAUCGUCCAGUUCGGAUGAGGAUGUGGACCCGGAAUCCGGGCAGCCCCAUGAGCUUGGAGGCGUCCUAAGCAAGUGGACAAAUUACAUACACGGGUGGCAGGACCGAUGGGUUGUGUUGAAAAACAAUACUUUGAGUUACUACAAGUCGGAGGAUGAACGGGAGUACGGCUGCAGGGGCUCUUUGUGCCUCAGCAAGGCAGUCAUCACACCUCAUGAGUUUGACGAGUGUCGUUUUGAUGUCAGCGUGAACGACAGCGUUUGGUACCUCAGAGCCGAAGAUCCCGAGCACAGACUCCAGUGGAUUGAGUCGAUAGAACUACAUAAGGCUGAGUCUGGUUACGGUUCAGAGACGAGUCUGAGGCGUCAUGGUUCCAUGUUGUCUCUCACCUCAGCAGCUAGUGCCUUGUCUUCCACAUCUACAUCCUCCUUCAAGUAUGAGAUAGAGGAUGAUGACGAUGACUUUCCCACUUCUGCGAGACCUGACAGCGAAUAUAAUCACAACAAUAAUGGCAGCAAAGAGAAAUUGUUUUCUCCUGCCAGUCCUAAAGGUAUUAAUGGGAUAGACUUUAAGGGUGAAGCCAUCACUUUCAAAGCCACCACAGCAGGCAUCCUCUCCACUUUGUCCCACUGCAUCGAGCUGAUGACGAAACGAGAAGACAGCUGGCAGAAAAGACUGGACAAGGAGCUGGAAAAGAGGAGGAAAGUAGAAGAUGCCUACAAGUCUGCUGUGAAUGAACUAAAGAAAAAGUCACACUAUGGAGGCCCAGACUACGAGGAGGGGCCCAACAGUCUGAUCAAUGAAGAGGAGUUCUUUGAUGCAGUGGAAGCUGCACUGGACAGACAAGACAAGAUAGAGGAGCAGUGCCAGUCAGAGAAGGUCAGAAAACCUCGACUAACUAUGGCUUCCCCUAGUGAUGCCUACUCCACCAUCGGUACACACAGAUUUGCCAACAAGCCCUAUAGCCACUCUUCUUCCUUGUCCUCGAUCGAGCUAAUCAGUGCUUCAGAUGACAUUCACAGAUUCAGCCCUCAGGUGGAGGAAACUGUGCAGAAUCACAUGGCUUACUCCAUCCAGGAGGAGGGUGGAGGUGCCAACUGGCAACUGGUAGCAGAAGAAGGGGCGAUGAAGGUAUACAGGAGGGAAGUGGAGGAGAACGGCAUCGUCCUGGAUCCCCUCAAAGCGACACAUGCUGUGAAGGGGGUAACUGGACAUGAGGUCUGCCACUACUUCUGGGACACUGCAGUCCGAUUGGACUGGGAGACCACCGUUGAAAAUUUCCACGUUGUGGAAAAGCUCUCUGAUAAUGCCAUCAUUGUGUACCAGACGCACAAGACAGUGUGGCCUGUCGCUCAGAGAGAUGUGCUCUUCCUGUCAGUCAUCAGGAUGAUUCCACCGAGAAAUGAAAGUGAACCCGACACAUGGAUCGUCUGCAACAUCUCUGUGGAGCAUGAUGAUGUACCUCUAACAAACCGGUGUGUUCGUGCCAAACUUAAUGUUGCAAUGAUCUGCCAAACGCUGGUUAGUCCACCAGAGGGCGACAAAGAGAUCAGCAGAGACAACAUCUCGUGCAGGGUCAGCUAUGUUGCCAAUGUGAACCCCGGAGGCUGGUUUCCAGCAUCAAUCCUCAGACCUGUGGCCAAGAGAGAGUAUCCCAAGUUCCUCAAACGCUUCAGCUCCUACGUCCAGGAGAAAACCGCUGGGAAGCCCAUCCUUUUCUGAAUUCAACGAGGUAACCAGGACCCCAAGCACAACUUGACUGGCAGCUACAUCUUCUAUAAUUAUAAUUAAUUAUAUUUGUAUAUUUUUGUUUUAUUGGGUUAAUUUAAUUACCAUACAUACCAUCUUUGACCUUUUAAGUUUAACUAAGUUCAUGAUUUUUUUUUUCUUUUUUGAGAUUGGAUUGAUUUUAUUGAAGUGAACGAGGUAAGAUCUACAGAAUCUGUAAUUAUUCAGAUGCCCCUCGAGCUUUAAAACAAAAGUAGUUGUUUAUGAUCUUAGCUAGAUCAUGCUGGUCAUGGGCGCUUUUGUAUGUAAGCACAAUUUCAUGAGGUGAUUUUUUUUGGGUAAAUUAUUUCAUUAUUUGUAGCUACAUGAGCAGAAUGCAUUUAGUGAUUUCAGUUUUGUCUGUAUUUUAAAUAGUUUGUAUAUUUUUAAACUGUAUAUGAGAAAUUUUAUUUGACAGUAAAUGUUUUGCAAUGUCCUGUAAAUUAAAGUUAAUA